Suricata suricatta (meerkat) is the source of this 3382-nucleotide messenger RNA. RefSeq names its product cell division cycle 25A (gene CDC25A). Gene Ontology annotation, molecular function: protein tyrosine phosphatase activity. The transcript has 15 exons. Gene Ontology annotation, biological process: G2/M transition of mitotic cell cycle; positive regulation of G2/M transition of mitotic cell cycle; protein dephosphorylation. The record is from RefSeq and is a predicted model, not a curated record. Lineage: Eukaryota; Metazoa; Chordata; Mammalia; Carnivora; Herpestidae. Bases 45 to 1655 code for a protein of 536 amino acids. Gene Ontology annotation, cellular component: nucleus; cytoplasm.
GCGGAGGAAGAGGGAGCGGGAGCCCCCGGAGGCCGGGCGCCGCCAUGGAACUGGGCCCGGAGCCCCCGCACCGCCGCCGCCUGCUCUUCGCCUGCAGUCCCCCUCCUACGUCGCAGCCAGUAGUGAAAGCGCUGUUCGGCGCGCCAGCCUCCGGGGGCCUGUCGCCUGUCACCAACCUGACGGUCACCAUGGACCAGCUGCAGGGGCUAGGCAGUGAGUAUGAACAGCCGCUGGAGGUGAGAAACAGCAGUCUGCAGAGAAUGGGCUCCUCUGAGUCAACGGAUUCAGGCUUCUGUCUGGAUUCUCCUGGGCCCUUGGACAGUAAAGAAAACCUUGAAAAUCCCAUGAGGAGAAUAAAUUCCCUACCUCAGAAGCUUUUAGGGUGUAGCCCAGCCCUGAAGAGGAGCCAUUCUGAUUCUCUGGACCAUGAUGUCUUUCAGCUGAUGGACCAGGAUGAGAACAAGGAAAACGAAGCCUUCGAGUUUAAGAAGCCAAUAAGACCGGCAUCUCGUGGCUGCCUGCACUCUCAUGGACACGAGGAGGGUAAAGAUAUCUUCACACAGAGGCAGAACUCCGCCCCAGCUUGCAUGCUUUCUUCGAAUGAAAGAGACAGCAGCGAGCCAGGGAGUUUCAUUCCUCUUUUUAUGCCUCAGUCCCCUGUGACUACCACUUUGUCUGAUGAGGAUGAUGGCUUCAUGGACCUUCUUGAUGGAGAAAACCUGAAGAAUGAUGAGGAGACCCCAUCAUGCAUGGCAAGCCUCUGGACUGCUCCCCUUGUCAUGAGAAGGACCACAAACCUUGGCAAUCGAUGCAAGCUGUUUGACUCUUCUUCCACAUGUAGCUCCAUCACCUGGUCGGUGUUAAAAAGACCAGAACGCUCUCAAGAGGAGUGCCCGCCUGGAAAUACAAAGCGAUCUCAAGAGGAGUACCCGACUGGAAAUACAAAGCGGAGAAAGAGCAUGGCCUUGGCCGGUCCCGAAGAGGCAGCUAGUCCAGAGAAGCCCCAAGAGAUUCUACAUCAAUCUUUAACCCUGGCAUCUUCCCCAAAGGGGACCAUUGAGAACAUUUUGGAUAAUGACCCAAGGGACCUUAUAGGAGACUUCUCCAAGGGUUAUCUCUUUCAUACAGUUGCUGGGAAGCAUCAGGAUUUAAAAUACAUCUCUCCAGAAAUUAUGGCAUCUGUUUUGAAUGGCAAGUUUGCCAGCCUCAUUAAAGAAUUUGUUAUCAUUGACUGCCGGUAUCCGUAUGAGUAUGAGGGAGGCCACAUCAAGGGUGCGGUGAACUUGCACAUGGAAGAGGAGGUAGAAGACUUCUUGCUCAAGAAGCCCAUCGUUCCUACCGACGGCAAGCGUGUCAUUGUCGUGUUCCACUGCGAGUUCUCUUCUGAGCGAGGCCCUCGCAUGUGCCGGUACGUGAGGGAGAGAGAUCGGCUUGGAAACGAGUACCCCAAACUCCACUACCCUGAGCUGUAUGUGCUGAAGGGCGGGUACAAAGAGUUCUUCCUGAAGUGCCAGUCUCACUGCGAGCCCCCCAGCUACCGGCCCAUGCACCAUGAGGACUUCAAAGAAGACCUGAAGAAGUUCCGCACCAAGAGCCGGACCUGGGCCGGGGAGAAGAGCAAAAGGGAGAUGUACAGCCGCCUGAAGAAGCUGUGAGGGCGGCAGGGCCAGCCCGCGGCAGCCGGAGCCUCCCUCCGCGUCACCUCUUCCCUCUUCGCUGCAGAGAAGCUUGAGCAAAGGGGCCAGCGGCGUGGAGAAAGGGCCUGGGCCUCGCUCGCCUAGCCCGCUGCCGCGCUCCCAGGGCUCCUGCUGGCGACGCCUCUUCUGUCGCUGACUGUCUGCCAAGGCUGUCACUCGCCACAGCGCAGUUCGGAGCACCGAGCCAGGAAGUUCUGACGCCUCACCCCCGCUGCUGGGACCUGGGGCCUUACUGGGCACUGUCCUCCCGUGAGGGGAGGGGGCAGGAGAGGGAGAAGGAAUGCAAGCGGAAAUGCUGGCCAAAUACCAAAGACAGCCUGGGAAGGGGAUGGUCUCUGUGGGAUAACCCGAAUCUUUAAUUUAUUCAGCUUCAUCAAUCACUUUAAUUUUUUUUUUUUUUUAACUCCUGGAGACUUUUAUUUAACUGCUUCUUUAAGUCACAAUACUGCCAUUCUAGGUAGGGUUUUAUCAUCCCACGGACUACCUCUGCUUUAAAAAAAAAAAAAAGGAUGGGUGAGAAGAGGCAAACUUGUGUUGAGGGACAGAAGUAGGAGCUCUGUCACCCCCAGGAGGCACUGUGGUACUGGGGCUGCUGCUAUUUAAAGUCAAGGCCUGAAGCGCUGGUGGGAGCGGGCACUGACUCAGACUUGGCUACAGGACAUAAGCUAAACUUCCCAGACCUACCUCGAAGGCCACUAAGAUCUCUGGGUGGGGGCCGGGGGAACCCUGUUCUUCCUCACCCCAGUUCCCUGUGACGUUGGCUGGGAGUCACAGGAAAGCACUUCAGGCAGCUUCCAUGGGGCCACCCCCAGGCCAGUGUUGGAAUGCGGUAGUGUAGGUGUCCUAGACUAGGGGGGUGGGGGGCUCUGGGAUGGGGGAAGGGAGCGCACGCCGAGUGUCUUCUGUUACUCUGAUACCCUUGAAUAGCUUUUAAUUUUCUAAAAAUAGUCAUUUUAUGAGUCAAGGAGUAUCAAAUCAGUGUUGGCUGGGCCACCCAGGAUGAAGCGGUGGGCUGGGAGCCCUGGGCAUCAGGAGAGGACGUGGGCACCGGCAUACAGAUGACCGUGUAGAAUGUGUUCCUCAGGAGGCGGCGUGGUGGAGUUUGAAGGUAAAACUUUGGGUUUAUCAUGUUUGAAUUUGAGGGCAGGGAGCGAUGGCUCAUCACUAAUUGCCCUCUCAUCUAACCCCACGGAAAUGGGGGUCUCAAAGGAACACCUCCUAUCCAAGGAGCUGGGGCUGCGUUGGUUGACUCUGGACAGGCCUGUUUGGUUCCUGCUUAUCCCCACCCACAGGCCCCGGCCUCCUCACCGGCUCUGCUCUGCCGGGGCGGAUCCAGGGUUUUCAUACACAAGUGCCGGCCUCCCCCACUCCGCUCCCUGCUCUGGAGGCGGGGAAGGAGGCAGUGGUGAUGGGGACGGCUGGUUGCUGUUUGGGUUUGAGUUGUGUUUUGGCUACAAAACAAUCUGUUAGGAAAAGUGAAGUAAGCGGGGAGCAGAGAGGAGGCCCCUUCCCCCUCUCCCCACACGUUGAGACACAUCUCAGUUGGUCUCUAAUCUUGUUUAUAGGGGUUCUGUUGGUUGAAUGCCUGGAGACGGGGGCGGGAUGGCCCUCAGAUUGUACCAGCUUAGCUAGCAUUGCUGACCAACUGUUGCAGGCUCUGAAAAUAAAAACAGUCCUGAACCUAU